This is a messenger RNA of Klebsormidium nitens, 1489 nucleotides long. Lineage: Eukaryota; Viridiplantae; Streptophyta; Klebsormidiophyceae; Klebsormidiales; Klebsormidiaceae. The record is from the annotation of a GenBank genome assembly.
GUCAAGUACCGGUAGCUAGAACAAUGGCGCUCCCGGGGAACCGUGAGCCUCAAUGGAGCCUUUUAUGCAGUCACCCUCCGGAAGUGCCCCCGAUUCCAACAUCCCUGAUCAUGCAAUGUGCAUCUACCGGUCUUUGAAUACUGGACUUCGGUGUAUGAGGCCAUGCGUCGUGACGUGGGCGGAAUGCAGCUGACCGUGAGGUGGAUCCUGAAGCUAGCGUUGAGCUGAGCGCAGCUCAUGCUAGCUCAGUAGCUGACGGUUGAAGCCAGGAGAGUUCAGCAGAGAAGUCCAGACUUUGGUCUUCAGCAAGCCAGAUAAUCCUGCUGCAGACCUCCAGACAUUUGGCAUUGCUUCCUCGUUCAGCUUCGCAUUCGGACAAACAGAACCUCCAGUCCAACAAAACAGAGUCCUUGCUUUUCAGCUGCUCAGGAAACAAUGGCUGCCUCUCAGUGCAUGAUCGUUAUCGCCGCCCUGCUUGCGGUGGCCUCUGUGGCUCAGGCCGACCGCUUCGACGCGUACCUGUAUGGAAGCAACGUCAUCAGCAACAUUGCCACCCCUCCCACUGCCAAUGGCGACCUUGAUGGCAGCGGUACCUCCGUUGUGACUGUCACUGGCUCUCAGAUCUGCCUCACUGCAACAUGGACCAACCUUGCAACGGUCACCCGCUACCACAUCCACAAGGAGGCCUUCGGCAACCGCGGCCCCGUCGUCGUCAACUGGGUUGACGAGAGCACCCCCAACGCGUUCCCCAUGAACACAGGCAACAGCGUGACUACCUGCGCCAUCAACAACGCGAUUAACAACAGCACCGCGGUUACCCCCGCCCUUAUCGCUGACAUCCUGGCUAACCCCGCCGGUUACUACGUCGACCUGCACACCCCCGAGACCAGGGUUAUCAACGGGGUUACUGUCAGCUUCCAGACCUUCGGUGCGAUCCGCGGUCAAUUGGAGCCCCAGACCGGCUGCCGUCAGGCUGGUCUCAUCGAGUGCGGCGACUCCCGGGCAACGCUCUCGUGCUGCAACCCCGCCACCCAGAUGUGCGUCUCGGGCGGGUGCGUCAACAAGUAAGACGGUAAUGUUUGCACGCGUCGGGCUGAGCCGGAGCGUUACACCCUGGCUGAAAGGAUGAAGGCCCGGAGUAGACGCCCAUUUAGAGUCGUGUCAUAAAGUAUAGUUGUAACGGUGGUCGCUGAUGGGCUGGGGAGCGUUACACUCAGGCUGACAUAACAAGCGGUUGGCCGAGUUUGUUAGUAAGGAAAUUGUAUAGCGCGAGGCGUAGGAUUUUGCUCGUUUGGUCGGUCGAGAUUGGACCGGAGUCCUCUUACGAUAAGUUGGACCUCUGGAUUGCCCCAAGCAAGCUAGCGAUUACAAAUUCUGAAAAAGUUUUUUGGUCAAAGAGAUAUGUCGGAGUUAAUUUACAAAGCCGCUCACGUUUAUGAAGUGGUUAUCAAAAGGAUUCCGAAAGCGCGCGCUGGCAAAUUGCACCAGC